Molecule: messenger RNA, 1958 nt
Organism: Ruditapes philippinarum (Manila clam)
Lineage: Eukaryota; Metazoa; Mollusca; Bivalvia; Venerida; Veneridae
Product: alpha-N-acetylgalactosaminidase-like
Exons: 4
Coding region: 1-924 (307 amino acids)
Biological process (GO): oligosaccharide metabolic process; glycoside catabolic process; glycosylceramide catabolic process
Cellular component (GO): cytoplasm
Molecular function (GO): alpha-galactosidase activity
Source: RefSeq, a predicted model, not a curated record
AUGUAUUUCUUUUUGUACUUUCAGGUUCAUAAUUUGGGUCUUAAAUUCGGUAUUUAUGAAGAUUUUGGGAUCCACACUUGUGCCGGCUACCCCGGGAGCGAAUUUUACCUGCAAAUGGACGCCAAUACAUUUGCAGAAUGGGGUGUUGACUAUGUGAAGUUUGACGGAUGCAACUCGGACCGUCAUGAUUUCGAUGCCGGGUAUGAAGCCUUUGGUUUAUUUCUGAACAAAACCGGGAGACCCAUGGUUUACUCUUGCGAAUGGCCAUUCUAUCAAAGUGUAGCCGGGAUUAAGCCUAACUACACAGCUAUUCAAAAGACGUGUAAUUUAUGGCGGAACCAUUAUGAUAUUCAAGACACGUGGGAUAGUGUACAGAAUACAAUUAAAUAUUACGGAAUGGAUGAUGGCAACUUCUCCUCAUAUGCAAAACCCGGCGCAUGGAAUGAUCCGGAUAUGAUAGUGGUUGGAAACUUUGGUUUGAGUUAUGAUCAGAGUAAAGUACAGAUGGCGAUGUGGGCAAUAUGGGCGGCACCCAUGAUUAUAUCCGUGGACCUACGAGAUAUAACAGCCGAGUUUAAUUUCCUGAUUCAAAACAAACAUGUUAUAGCAAUUAACCAAGAUCCACUCGGUAUACAAGGGAGAAGACUUUCAUUUGUAAAAGGCACAGUAAUUGAGGUCUGGGCCAAACCUUUGUCUAACCCAAUGGGAUCCUUUGCCCUCGCCUUUGUCCAGCUACCCAAUACGGGUAAUCCAACUCUGAUUAAAGUUCGAUCUGGUGACGUAGGCCUGACGUCAUCAAACGGAUAUACGCUAUCUGAUGGAUUCACAGGAGACAAGCUAGCGACAACAAAGGAUCCAGACAGCAUUCUAGAAUUGCUUGUAAACCCCAACGGCGUCGUCCUGUUGGUUGCAAGACCAGUUUAGUCAACAUAUUUUAUCAUCCAGAAUAACCUUACUCCACUGAGGUCGAAAAGCCUAAAUACAUGUUAUCUGAAUUUCUUACAUAGUUCAGCUGAGACAUUAAAACAUUAAGAUAUAGGCUACAAAAGAUAAAAAGAAUAUAUACAAUGAAAUAAAUUGAAAAUCGUGUUUUUGUGCUAUUCUUAGCUCGAGCUCGAUUAUAAUGAAAAGCUUUUCAUUUGUGUGUUAUUUUUCACAAUGAUGAUAUUUAAUUAUUCUCUUGGCGAAUGCACACAAGUAAUUGGUCUAGAAAACUUUCUCGGAAAAUUAUUUUCAGUCCCGUAAUGUAAGAAAACUUCAGUGGAGUCCCUUACUUAAUUUUUACCCCAACUCCGCUAAAUGUUAUUGGCUGUCUUUCUUUGAAUUGGAAUUUGUACAAGUUAGGGUUUCAAUAUCAAAAUAAUCAAGUGCUAAAACCGCAAUAUAGAAACUGGUUUUGUUGGUAUAUACAUUUUGGCAGUGUGCCCUGCGGUAAUAUUUGUAAAUCUGGUUACUAGGUUUCAAACAAAGAUUUUUAAAGGAACUCGAUCUAUAAUAUUGAAAUACAAUUGACAGUUCUUGUUAUAAAAGUGCAAUAUAUUAAAUGCUAUGUAUAUUUCAGAAUUUAUGUGGUUUAAUCAUUGAGUUUGUUUAUCAUCUUGUAUUUAUAACUGAUACGAAUUUUGAUGUAAUGUUGUGUUGGAUUAUCGAAUGUUGUUUAUAUGACUGGGAAUAGAUGUUGAAAAUCAGGUAGCCUAAGUGAUCCACAUAAAUAGCAUAAUACCUUUUCACUAUGCCAAUCACAUUCUGCAUUAAAAACAUCGUAUUAUAUUUAAUCAUAUCUUAAAAUCAAUGCAUUGUUAAAUUUUGUUCUCAUGUCCAACAUGUAUUAGUAUGUUUUUAGCAUGUAAUGUACACGAUUUUUGCUGGCACAGUCUACUGUAUUUCUAUAAUUUUCAUGAAUAUCUAUCUAAACAUGUGUAAAUUUCAGGCUGAAAUAUAGAUUUAUAUCAAAUAUA